Molecule: messenger RNA, 5438 nt
Organism: Alosa sapidissima (American shad)
Lineage: Eukaryota; Metazoa; Chordata; Actinopteri; Clupeiformes; Clupeidae
Gene: kcnc3b
Product: potassium voltage-gated channel, Shaw-related subfamily, member 3b
Exons: 5
Coding region: 1719-3773 (684 amino acids)
Biological process (GO): potassium ion transmembrane transport; protein homooligomerization
Cellular component (GO): dendrite membrane; neuronal cell body membrane; axon
Molecular function (GO): protein binding; delayed rectifier potassium channel activity
Source: RefSeq, a predicted model, not a curated record
AGAUUUCUAGGCUAGCAGAUGCUAGCACUGCAACCAAACAACCCAGUAUGCAGUGGACUCUUCAGACCACCAAACAAAUCAAACAGGCACAGGAGGUAGCGAAAUUUAUUACACUGGCUGAUGACUGCACGCUUAAUGUUUCAGUUCAAGACAAAGUAAAACAUGCACUUGAUGCCUAGACUACUAUCACAGUACAAUGUAAUAAUUUAUAUCGCAAAACCAUGUUUCAUUAAUGUUAUAAUUAGAGUUAUAACACCACACAACUCCAGGUCUUCCACAGGUGUCUGUGAACAUGAUCCAAUCUUGAUUAGGUCACUGAGAGAGGAAACUCACAUGAGGCUUCCAAACACAACUCACAGUUGGCUGUUUGUCACUCAUACAUCUUUCAUGAGAACCUCCUGUAUAUAUCUCAUCCACAGCAAAUGGGUUUGGGCAUAAUAUUGUAUUACCUACUUAGUUGAGCACAGAGAUUUCAAUUACAUUAUUCAUUGAGCUCUUUUAUUAUGAAUUUAUUUACUGGUGACACCCAUACAAUAAAUGCCUGCAAGCAGAUUGGUUUACAUUCAUAAAUCUAACCCAUUAAUCAACAACAAUGACACAUAUAUUUUGGCUAUAAGCAUGUUUUGACAAAUGAAUGUCUCCAUACCUCAUAAAUUCACAACUAUAUAUGUAGGCAUGCCAUGUGCCUUGAGAAGCAUGGCAUAAAUUUGACAAAGAAGUGCUGUAGGUCAGGUUCUCCAUUCGACAAAUUACUUACUGAAAUUUAGUGCAGUCGUCCUCAACCAUUACCUUAGCUGUUGCACCUGCCACCCUACCUCGUCAUCCCAUCAUAUUUCAGCUCUUCGCUCGAUUUGUGUGUGUGUGUGUGUGUGUGUCUGUGCUUAAACGCCCCCCGCCCACGUAUCUCACCAAACCUUUACAGAAGCGCCACCCAAGAGCAUGAUGGGUGUUUGAAGAGAAGCCCUUGGCAUCGCAUCAGAAAUUAGCCUGAGAAUUCGCCUGGGUUCUCCCAAUACUCUCUCCAAUUCUCCUCCCCGCCCACACAUGACAGCUGAAAAAAGGGAAAGAGAGAAAGAUAGCUUAGGUGUGUGUGUGUAUGUAUGAGUGCGCGCGUUGUCGAGCAGGGUGUGAGUGCGUCCAGCGUCUAUAAUACCUCCAUUGACACACUGGGAGGUGGAUAUAACAGAGGAUCAUAAUCAUAUCAUUUAAUUGCACACCCUACGCGAAGAGGCGUAGAGACGGCGGGAGAAGCUGCUUUUUGGCAAUAAGGAGAGACAGGAACAGGAGCUUUUUGAAAUCGAAGAAAAUAUGCCAGCAUUUUGACGCGAAAAGCCGCAAGCUACCUCGUAGAGAUAACAGAACAUUUUGCUUAUUGAAAUCAACGUGUUUGAAAGAUUCACAGGAGUACCGAUAUUGGCGUUUUCUGAUUGUUUUGUUUAUUUAUCUUAAGCAGAGAGGGGGGAGCCGUGUUCAACAACAAUUCUUUGUUUUAACGUUAGUACUGAAAUAAGGCAAGACAAAGCGUGAAUUGUGGGAGAAUUUGGAUAUCUCUUUGUUAAAAGAACCAUCAUCAUCAACAACAAAACGAGUCUAAGAUUGAGAAUUAAUGUGCGUGUUUUUGGACACGCACACUCUAUCCGAACCCAGACCCAAAGCAAACUCCUCCUCCCUCCUCCCCCCUCCGUUUUUUCUCCUCCUCUCCCUCCCCCCGUUCCUCUAUGCUCAGUUCGGUGUGUGUCUCCUCUUUCAAAGGGCGCAAGGGUGGGAACAAGUCGGCCAACAAAGCAUGUUACAGCGCAGACAUGCCUUGUCCGUCGGAAAGCGAGAAAAUUGUGAUAAACUGCGGGGGGGUUCGACACGAGACUUACCGCAGCACCUUGAAAACGCUGCCCGGCACCCGCCUGUCAUGGUUGACGGAACCAGACGCAUUUAGCAACUUUGAUUACGACCCCAAAUCCGACGAGUUCUUCUUCGAUCGCCAUCCGUCCGUCUUCUCUUUCAUCCUUAACUAUUACCGGACGGGAAAGUUGCACUGUCCCAACGAUGUGUGCGGUCCGCUGUUCGAGGAGGAGCUCGCCUUCUGGGGCAUCGACGAGACGGAUGUGGAGGCUUGCUGCUGGAUGAACUACCGACAGCAUCGGGACGCGGAGGAGGCGUUGGACAGCUUCGAGAACCCCGAGCCGGACGCACAGGAAGAUGACCCAGCGCUCACGGGAGGCGCGGACGGAGACCUGAAGAGACUUUGUCUGCAAGAGGAUGGGAGGAAGGUGGGCUGGUGGCGCGUAUGGCAGCCUAGAAUCUGGAACCUGUUUGAGGACCCCUAUUCGUCCAAAUAUGCGCGGUAUGUGGCGUUCCUCUCGCUCUUCUUCAUCCUCGUCUCCAUCUCCACCUUCUGCAUGGAGACCCACGAGGCCUUCAACACCAUCUACAACCGCACAGAGAACGUGACUGUGGGCAACACCACCCAGGAGGAGGUGGUGUACGAGGUGGUGACCGACAGCUGGCUGACCUACGUUGAGGGCGUUUGCGUCAUCUGGUUCACCAUCGAGGUGAUCACGCGUGUGUUCUUCUGCCCGGACAAGGCAGAGUUUUUCAAGAGCUCGCUGAACAUCAUUGACUUUGUGGCCAUCCUGCCCUUCUACCUGGAGGUGGGCCUGAGUGGCCUCUCCUCCAAGGCCGCCAAGGACGUGCUGGGCUUCCUGCGUGUGGUGCGUUUCGUGCGAAUCCUGCGUAUCUUUAAGCUGACGCGCCACUUCGUGGGGCUGCGCGUGCUGGGCCACACGCUCCGCGCCAGCACCAACGAGUUCCUCCUGCUCAUCAUCUUCCUCGCGCUGGGCGUGCUCAUCUUCGCCACCAUGAUCUACUACGCCGAGCGCAUCGGCGCCGACCCUGCCGACCCCACCGCCAGCGCCCACACCAACUUCAAGAACAUCCCCAUCGGCUUCUGGUGGGCCGUGGUCACCAUGACCACGCUGGGCUACGGGGACAUGUACCCAGAGACGUGGUCGGGGAUGCUGGUGGGCGCUCUCUGCGCCCUGGCAGGCGUGUUGACCAUCGCCAUGCCUGUGCCCGUCAUCGUCAACAACUUCGGCAUGUACUACUCGUUGGCCAUGGCCAAGCAGAAGCUGCCCAAGAAGAAGAACAAACACAUUCCACGGGCACCCCAGCCAGGCUCGCCCAACUACUGUAAGCCGGACGCGCUCGCCAUGGCUACCGCCUCGCCCCAGAGAAUCUUGGGUAACGUGCUGGGCGGCGUGAUGGGCUCAGGGGGCUCACUGGGGCUCACUGGGGACUGUCCACUCGCACAGGAGGAGAUCAUCGAAAUAAACCGAGACUCCAAGCAGAACGGCGACGCGGCAAACGCGGCCCUGGCCAACGAGGACUGCCCCACCAUUGACCAGGUGCUGAGCCCCGAGGAGCGCAGCCCGGCUGGCCGCACCCGCGAUGUCUACCCGCAGGACCGCGCCUGCUUCCUGCUGAACACGCGCGAGUUCCGCACCACUGACACAAACGUGAGGAAAGGUUGUGUCAUAUCACGCGUUUGUAUGUGGGCUUCUUCAUUCCUACCUAUUACACUGUGUCUGUCUCUGUCCUCUCUGAAGCUGUGUGCGAGUGUCGUGUUCGUGGUGUUCGUGACGUUGCUUACUGUGUUCCCUACUCGUGUGGCUAUCUCUCAAUCUCCCACUAUCUCACUCGCUAUCUCUAUCGCUCUCUCCCUUUCUCUCUCUCUCUCUCUCUCUCUCUCUCUUUCUUUCUGCCCUGGUGACAUUUGACCCUGAAGGACUGUUGAGCGCACACACACGUCGCACUCUGUUGUACACCCGCACGUUAGCGAAAACCCUUAGCCAAAAACUGCUGUUGUGGUUUUACACACACAGAAAUGCAGUAAUAAUAUACGUGCACCAGUGCUGUGCACCAUAGAGAGUGUGCAGUGGAGUGGGUGCGACGUUGUGCUUUCGACUGUCGCUCCCGGGGUCAAAGUUCAGUAGGGGUCAGCGAAGCCCUUGAGGACGCGCGAAUAGUACUCCCUGAUCUGUGCCAAAUCCGCCGACAGCAGCGGCGGGCGAUUCACGUCGUCUGCGUUAUGUUUCUGUCCUGCCAGUAGCCUCGCAGAGCGAGGGGGCACAAAUCCCUCUCCAGCACGCUCAGCGACGCUCCACACUCCUUGCUCCAUUAGGCAGUGACCCACGGGGCGAGAGAGAGAGAGAGCGAGAGUGAGAAAGAGAGUCUGCAUCGCAAAACACAUGAAUUAUUCUCCUGUGCACAACUGCUUACAUGAAAAUUGCUUUGUGUGUGUGUCUUUGUGUGGCAUAAUUACGGAGUACUAUUCGCCCGACCUCCGAACAAUGUGCUUUCUGUGCUUAUUAUAGCCCAAAGAUUAUGGGUCUCCUGUAUUUGUUUUUGUGUAUGUGUAUAUCUAUAUCUAUAUAUUUCUGUAUGUGAGCAAAACUCUGACACACUGACCGACACGUUGACAGACCUUUGGACGUACUCAUUGACUGAUUGACAGACAACCUCUGGCUGGGGGAAGGUAAGCCAGCCUUGCGCAGAAGUAUCCCUCCCCAAGGAUGCUUGGAACGGCUUCGGUUUGCCCUUACCAAGGUCUUUUGGAACAAAAUCACUCUCCCUGUCCUGCUUCAAAACAAAAACGAGGGGCUUGAGUUGAGGCAGGGGAAAAAAGUAUCCCUAAAAAAGCUCCUUCUCCAAUCUGAUCGUGCCUUGUUGUGAGCCACUUGAGGGUAUUUCCUGUCAGAGAAUUGGGCCCUUGCCCGCCCAGUGACCCAGCUCUGCCUUGCCUCUAACCUCAGUUUGGCAGACGCCCACUCCGCCUGGCACACUAGGCCUACUGAUAGUGAUACCAUCCGUCUGAGGCCCUGGGCCUACCAAAAGGAAAUUAUGGGAGUCAGGUGGGUUAUGGGGGGCAUCACUCACUUUUAGCUUCUUCUACCCCUCCAUGCUUCCUAACCCACCCACCCCAUCACCACCACCACCACCCUUGGGGCAUUGCACCACCACUAUCCCAGUCAGCCAGCUGCCCCAGUGGUGGUGUGCUGAACUCACCACCUCUGGGUGGAGGGGAGGCUGACUGGUGUGACUGCAUGGGCAGAGUUGAAGGGCACGGCCUCCCUCGCCCCCCUCGUGAGUUUUAAAGUGGGACCUGACCGUGCCAGUCUCCCUCUCUCUUCUGGCGCCAUGUGGCUCUGAGCUGAGCUCUCUCGCUGUCUGUUUGUGUUCUGGCUGAAGUUUCUGGUUCUGGUGCUUGGUCCCUUUGGCCACUGCUCUCCCUCUCACCUUACAGGCACUUCUCUGUGUGGCCCUACUGUCCUGCUGCAGUGUGUGCAUGGUUUAGGAAGAGUCGAGGGUCAAAAUGGUCUUAGUUAUUCACCCAUAUACUCCUUUAUGAUUUCCUUUUAUCUCUCUCUCUCUAUUUUCUUUAA